GUAUUCAUAUAUAGAGAAUUACAAAUAGGUCAGGCUCAGCAAGCAUGCAUGACAUGUGACAUGCUGACAGCAGUGUAGCUAAAAGUAAGCUGGCCAGUUUGCCAAUAUGUUUAACUCUGAUUCUAUGUCACUGGGGCACAAUCUAGACCUAGAUAAUUCAGGGAGCAUUCAGUACACCAGCAGCUAUGAGAGUGUUAUUCAAAGAGAAGUUCAAGCAUUUCGUCUGCGAUAUCUCUGCUCCCAAUCUGCCACCAGAUUUGGACAAUACAUAUGUAGACGAACUCUCCAUGGAAGUGCUGUGUAUAUUACACUCUUUCUUAUGUUUCUUGAGAGGUUAGCAUACUAUGCUGUUGUAGGAAAUAUCACUGACCCAUUCUUAAAGAGUCUUGAAAUUUCUGAAUUGUACCAAUCGCUAAUUCAAACUGCUCUUUUCGAAAUGGUUGCCAAUGUCAUGUUCCCAAUUUUUGGUUUCCUUGGUGAUCGUUAUAUUGGACGUUUUCAUACUGUGCACAUUAGUAUGUGGAUUCUUUUGGCUGGGUAUGUUUCCUUGGCUUUUACCUCAUCGUUUGAGCGCAAUUUUGACAAUGGCCACCACAUCAAUACGAUUUUACUUCCAAUUUGUUUUAUCAUUAUUUCUGUGGGCUCGGCUGGAUUUCAAGCAAAUAUGAUCCCACUAGGAGCUGAUCAGAUAAUGGGACGACCGUCCGAUGAAAUUAGUGCUUAUUUCUAUUGGUAUUAUUGGAUACGUAAUGUUGGUGCACUGAUUUUUGUGCUAAGUUUCACCUGUACUUUUCCUUACAAUACUACGGUGUUCGGAUGCGUGUCUGCAAUCUGUAUUUCUGUCGGUCUGAUUAUAUUACAGUUCACCCGCAAUAAACUCUAUAUUGACAACAGACAGCACAACCCCUACAAACUAGUGUUUCAAGUAAUCUCGUUUGUCGUUAGAGUUAAGCGACCUCAGCUUAGAAGUGCAUUUAGUUAUACUGGAGUGGAAGCACCCAGUCGUAUGGAUCUAGCCAAAACAAUUCAUGGAGGGAAGUUCAUCAACUGUGAGGUGGAAGACGUGAAGACCUUUGUCCGACUGUUAGUAUUUCUAUUGUCUCUCGUUGGAGUCCUUACUGUGUAUACUGGGGUCUUGAAUGCCAUAACCACACAGAUCAAGUACAUGACUGUACCGUACAUCAACACACUCAUAGGGUCGUGUACAUCUGUCUGGGUUGUCAAUAUUUUGUUCAUUGUCUUAGCGAUUCCUAUUAUAAACUACUGCCUGUAUCCAUUCCUUCGCGAGUACACACCUAACAUGCAAAAGAGGAUAGGUAUCGGACACUUCUUAGUGUUUUUGAGUCCUUUCUUUCUCCUUCUCUUAUCGUCAGUUGGUUUUUCCCGUGUAGGAAGUCAAAGCGAAGUAGCAACUCACUCAUGUAUGUUCGUAAAUACUUCUUUACUGCCCAUUCACCUCGAUAUUAGUUCGUACUAUAUUCUGAUCCCACACGUCCUGGCUUCGUUGGCUGAAAUAUUUAUUGUCAUUUCAAGCUUGGAGUUCUUCUAUGCUCAGUCCCCUCACACGAUGCGUGGGAUGAUGAUCGGCCUAUUUUUCUUCACCUGGGGUAUUGCAACUGUGAUUGCCAACCUUAUCAUAGUCGUGUUCUCAAACAUCCAUAUAGUAGCCCUCACUUGUGACAUUUGGUAUUACAUUUUGUUAGUGAUACUGUCCGUUUUGUUUUUUGUGUUGUUUAUACUCGUGUCCGUGUGGUACAAGAACAGAAGAAGAGGAGAUAUAGAACCUGACUUGUACUACAGAGAACAAUGACUUGCAAAAUUGAAUGUAUGACAACAUAAUUGACGCCUCUUCAUUAUCGUCAUGUUUUUGUUAUGAA
This is a messenger RNA of Halichondria panicea, 1877 nucleotides long. RefSeq names its product solute carrier family 15 member 4-like. Bases 107 to 1810 code for a protein of 567 amino acids. Gene Ontology annotation, biological process: transmembrane transport. Gene Ontology annotation, molecular function: transmembrane transporter activity. Gene Ontology annotation, cellular component: membrane. The transcript is spliced from 3 exons. Lineage: Eukaryota; Metazoa; Porifera; Demospongiae; Suberitida; Halichondriidae. The record is from RefSeq and is a predicted model, not a curated record.